AUGUCAAACACAAAGGAGAAUCAGAGGCAAUGCAGAGUCCCCGUGAGAUCGACCAGGCCGAGGCAAGGCAGGCCGUAUCUCCACGGUGACAUCAUGUAUCUCAUCGCAGACUAUCUAAGCCCGGUGGACCUUCUCAGCUGUAUACGUGCGAUCCCUCCCUUAGCCCAUCUCCUGACCAAAAAGCAGGUUAACAACCGCGGCGACGACGGGUCGUCGCUGUUACACCUCGUCGUAACGGAGAGAGAUGUCCGGAUGGCAGAGAUUCUUGUUACCAGCGCCGUUGAUCCGAACGUGCCGGAUGGAGACAAGGCAACUGCAUUCAGUCUCGCCGUCAAUCUCGGAUACGAAGACAUGGUCAAGCUAUUCCUGGAGUGCAAGCAGCUUGACGUGAACGCUGUGGAUAACCAGGGCUUUACAGCGCUUAUGGCUGCAGUCCACAAGGGACACACCGGCAUAGUCGACCUCCUCUUGCAGCGGGAAGAUAUAGAUUUCAACAUACGCAGCGAGAAAGGGGAUACUGCGCUUGUGAUAGCCGUAGGGAAAGACAAUAGUGGCCUGGCCAGAGCGCUCCUCGGGAGAGAAGACCUUGAUGCCAGCUUUCCGGGCCACCGGCCUCUUUUCCGUGCAAUAUACCAUCCAGACGCAUCGAGGUUGAAAUUACUAAUUGACCGCAAGGAGGUUGACAUCAACUGCAAGACUGAAACUGGCAGGACGAUGCUCAUGCAGGCAGUGGAAUUUGGACACUACGAGGUAGUCAAGUUACUUCUAGGGCGGGAGGACCUUGACGUCAAUGCCAUAGACCAUAUUGGAGACACGGCCUUGAUCAUAGCCGCAUUCCGUGGAUUCAACCGCAUUGCCUCCUUGCUAAUGGAGAGGAAGGAGCUCGAUAUGAAUUUUCAACACUACGACGGCACAGCGCUCAUGCACGCCGCGCGCACAGGGUUUGGCGACCUUGUCCACGUACUGCUCAGCAGACCUGACGCUGAUGUUAACAUACAAGACCAUCACGGCCGGACAGCGCUCAUGUUCGCAGCUCGUGAUGAUCUCGGUUAUACAAUGUCCGACAAUGCGGUGCAGGUCCUCCUGGCACGAGACGAUACCAACGUCAAUAUCAGAGACCGCCGCGGCCGGACGGCGCUCAUGAUCGCGGCAGAAGCCGGACAGAGACGCAACGUCGACUGUUUGCUGAAGAGAGCUGAUAUCGACGUUGACAUAGAGGAUGCGACUGGGGUCAACGCCCUGGCCUACGCAGCUGCUGGGGAGCAUGAACUUAUCGGGGAAAUGCUUCGAAAUUUUGUUGGUGCUAGGGAGCAAGGCAUGGGCUCUCUGUCAAUAGAAGGUUGCAACAUUACAUGUAGCUGA
Molecule: messenger RNA, 1362 nt
Organism: Microsporum canis CBS 113480
Lineage: Eukaryota; Fungi; Ascomycota; Eurotiomycetes; Onygenales; Arthrodermataceae
Product: ankyrin repeat domain-containing protein 44
Exons: 1
Coding region: 1-1362 (453 amino acids)
Molecular function (GO): protein binding
Source: RefSeq, a predicted model, not a curated record